CCCGUCCGGCCCCGGGCUUGGGCUUCUUCCUCCGCGACCGGGGCGCGUGGGGCUCGGAUGGCGGCCAAUGGCUGUGGUGGCGGGCAGGCCGCGGACGGCGGCGAGAUGGACGUCCACAACACGUACCGCUCGCCGCUCGCCGCCCGCUACGCCAGCCCAGAGAUGGCUUUCAUCUUCAGCGACGCGCACAAGUUCCAGACCUGGAGACAGCUGUGGCUAUUCUUGGCGGAGGCGGAGCAGAAAUUGGGCCUGCCCAUCACCGACGAGCAGCUCGAGGAGAUGAGGGCGAACCUGCACACCAUUGACUACAAGAUGGCGGCCGAUGAGGAGAAGCGCCUCCGGCACGACGUCAUGGCCCACGUCCACACCUUCGGCCGCUGCUGUCCCAAAGCGGCCGGCAUCAUCCACCUGGGCGCCACGUCCUGCUACGUCGGAGACAACACGGACCUGAUCACCCUCAAGAAGGCCUUCGACCUGCUCCUUCCCAAGCUGGCCCGAGUGAUCUCCCGACUAGCGGAUUUUGCCGCAGAGCACGCCGGCCUGCCCACGCUGGGCUUCACGCAUUUCCAGCCCGCGCAGCUGACCACGGUGGGGAAGCGUUGCUGCCUCUGGAUCCAGGAUCUGUGCAUGGACCUGGCGCGGCUGGCUCGUGCCCGGGACGACCUGCGCUUCCGCGGCGUGAAGGGCACCACGGGCACCCAGGCCAGCUUCCUGCAGCUCUUCGAAGGAGACCAUGAGAAGGUGGAAGAGCUUGACAAGAUGGUGACCCAAAAGGCAGGGUUCCGGCGCGCCUUCAUCAUCACGGGGCAGACGUACACGCGGAAGGUGGACAUCGAGGUGCUGUCCGUGCUCGCCAGCUUGGGAGCGUCCGUCCACAAGAUCUGCACCGACAUUCGCCUCCUGGCCAACCUCAAGGAGCUGGAGGAGCCCUUUGAGAAGCAGCAGAUCGGCUCCAGCGCGAUGCCCUACAAGCGGAACCCCAUGCGCUGCGAGCGCUGCUGCAGCCUGGCGCGCCACCUCAUGACGCUCGUCAUGGACCCGCUGCAGACGGCCUCCGUGCAGUGGCUUGAGCGCACGCUGGACGACAGCGCCAACAGGCGCCUGUGUUUGGCCGAAGCCUUCCUCACCGCCGACACCAUCCUGAGCACUCUGCAGAACGUUUCUGAGGGGCUGGUGGUGUACCCCAAGGUCAUCGAGCGGCGGAUUCGGCAGGAGCUGCCCUUCAUGGCCACAGAGAACAUCAUCAUGGCCAUGGUGAAGGCGGGAGGCAGCCGCCAGGAUUGCCAUGAGAGAAUCAGGGUGCUCUCCCAGGAGGCGGCCGCCGUGGUGAAGCAGGAAGGGGGCGACAACGACCUCAUCGCCCGCAUCCAGGCGGACCCCUACUUCGGCCCCAUUCACGGCCAGCUGGAGCACUUGCUGGAUCCUUCGUCCUUCACCGGCCGCGCCGCCCAGCAGGUGGAGAAGUUCUUGCAGGAGGAGGUGCGCCCUCUGCUGAAGCCUUACGAGGGUCAGCUGGCCGGGAAGGUGGAGUUGAGCCUGUAGAGCCCCCAGAAGAGCCUUUCGUUGGUGGGGAAAAGGGAGGCAGGGCCUGCGAGGGCCUUUGUCCAGAGCCUGGCAACCAGCCAGCAGGCCGGCCUCCCUCCCUCCCUCUGGGCAGCGGCCUCUGCAGAGCCUUUCCAAAAACCUUGGGUCUUCUCGUGCAGAAAAGAGCGGUGGGGUGGGGGCGGGGGCUGGGUGGGCUGCUUUCUCCCAACCCUGCUCUAUCUAAUAAACGCUGCUCCUGUGGCCCA
Molecule: messenger RNA, 1790 nt
Organism: Gracilinanus agilis (Agile Gracile Mouse Opossum)
Lineage: Eukaryota; Metazoa; Chordata; Mammalia; Didelphimorphia; Didelphidae
Gene: ADSL
Product: adenylosuccinate lyase
Exons: 13
Coding region: 58-1542 (494 amino acids)
Biological process (GO): 'de novo' AMP biosynthetic process
Cellular component (GO): cytosol
Molecular function (GO): (S)-2-(5-amino-1-(5-phospho-D-ribosyl)imidazole-4-carboxamido) succinate lyase (fumarate-forming) activity; N6-(1,2-dicarboxyethyl)AMP AMP-lyase (fumarate-forming) activity
Source: RefSeq, a predicted model, not a curated record